This is a messenger RNA of Rhinolophus ferrumequinum (greater horseshoe bat), 965 nucleotides long. RefSeq names its product signal peptide, CUB and EGF-like domain-containing protein 1. The record is from RefSeq and is a predicted model, not a curated record. The coding region runs from base 48 to 965 and encodes 305 amino acids. The transcript is spliced from 6 exons. Lineage: Eukaryota; Metazoa; Chordata; Mammalia; Chiroptera; Rhinolophidae.
CAGGAGGGGCACGAACCCCGAGACCCCUGGGUGGGCCAUGGGGAGACAUGGGUCCUACGGGGUACGCCUGCCCUGAAGGCUCGGUGGCCACAGCCUGGCCGGAGGAGCAGCACAGCAAUGGCUCAGGAGCUGAGGUCACCCACCCUGAUGGAGACAGCCGUGCCACGGCAGGGGGGCCCUGCCCUCCAGGCCACUUCUGUCCAUUGGGCACAGGGAUGCCCCUUCCCUGCCCUGUGGGCACCUUCUCAGACCGGAUGUUUCUCUCCAUGGCCUCCGAGUGCCUGGCCUGCCCCUCUGGCCAUUUCUGCAGGAGGUCCGGCCUCACUGCCCCCUCUGGACCCUGCUCCCCCGGCUACUUCUGUCUGGCCGGAGUCACCUCCCCAACCCCAACAGGCCACUCAGAGCAGGGGGGCCCCUGUCCCAGAGGCCACUUCUGCCCCCGGGGGACCAGCCUUCCCCAGCCUUGCCCUGCCGGCUCCUACAACAACCUGACUGGCCAAGCCUCCUGCUUCCCCUGUCCUGCCGGCUACUACUGCCCUGAGACUGUCACCACCUACAGUGGGCAUCCGUGUCCCGCCGGCUUCUACUGUCCCACAGGCACCAAGUACGCCACCCAGUUCCCUUGCCCUCGGGGCUACUAUAACCCAGACCCACUGACCCAGAGUCUGGACGGCUGCCUGCCCUGCCCCCCAGGCCACUACUGCGGGCAAGAGAAUCUGACCCAGGCCUCUGGGCCCUGUGAUGCAGGCUGGUUCUGUGUGUCAGCAGCGUGGACUGCCCGCCCCUUCGACCUAGACAACUAUACCAGUGCCAACUGCCUGUGCCCAGCCACAGCCACAGGAGGGAGGUGCCUGGCGGGCUCCUUCUGCCCCAAGGGCAGCCGGGAGCCCAUGUCCUGCCUGCCAGGCUCUUUCUGUGCCACCUCUGGUAAGGACCCCAAGCUCCCUUCAGCCGCUGUGCCUUGA